UCUAUCUCUUUUGUUUGGCUGUAGCCUGUUGAAUAUGUCGGUAAAUAGUAAUUUUGACCGGUUUGCUAGAGGGUUUGAUAUAGCGGGUUUCUGGCGGAUCUGGCAACCCUGGUUCCACAGUCUGCCUGUAUAAACAGUAAGCGGAGGAGAGGUAAGAAUAUCCUUGCGGGCGCAGUGUGAGCUGUGAGUAACUGAGUAACGGCAGUAUGAGCGGUAAGGUGGCGGUGGUGACCGGGGCGAAUAAGGGGAUCGGGCUGGCUGUAGUCCGGGCUGUGUGUGAGGCCGGGUUUGAUGGAGAUGUGGUGCUGACCGCGCGCAGUGAGCAGCUGGGGAGAGAAGCUGUGCAGCAGAUCAGAGCUGCAGGACACCGGGCUGUGUUCCACCAGCUCGAUAUAACCAGCAAAUCCAGCGCCCUGGAGCUGCAGCGCUUCCUGAAGAACACGUACGGAGGACUCGACGUGCUAAUCAAUAACGCAGGGAUCGCCUAUAAGAAUAAUGCCCCGGAGCCAUUUGGAGAGCAGGCUGAAGUCACCAUGCGCACCAACUUCUGGGGAACACUGUGGGUGUGCCAGGCUCUCUUCCCCAUCCUGAAGCCCAACGCCCGGGUGGUCAACGUGUCCAGCUUCGUCAGCAAGAGGUCCCUUGAUAAGUGCAGCCCUGAACUUCAGGCAAAGCUCCGUGAUCCCGCAAUCACAGAAGAAGAACUGUGUUCAUUAAUGAACGAGUUUGUCGCUGCUGCAAAGCGUGGAGAUCAUGAGUCAAAGGGCUGGGCAAACACUGCUUACGGCAUCUCAAAGGUUGGUGUGACCGUGCUGUCGAUGAUACAAGCGCGCACCCUCACCAAGACAAGAGCAGGUGAGGGCAUCCUCCUGAACGCCUGUAAUCCAGGCUGGGUUCGGACAGACAUGGCUGGACAGAGUGCUGAUAAAACUCCAGAAGAAGGAGCUGAAACUCCGGUCUACCUCGCUCUGCUGCCAGAGGGCGCUAAAGAGCCACAUGGACGUUUUCUGUCAGAUAAGAAGGUGGAGGAAUGGUAGCUUAAAUCAGCUGUUUACAGUAAUCUCACUAUGCCUUUACUUUUUACCUUAUAUUUACAUUACUGUUACUGUUUAAGUUACAAUAAUCAAUACUUUUAUAUUCAUGAUCAUUUAUUUCAACUGGAUGAUACUGGAUUAUACAAAAGGGAUAUAUGGAUAUCAGUUUAGUAGGAAAGCAUUUUAGUAUUGAUUUGUUAAUGAAACACAUGUUUCACAUAUGUUUCAUGUGUAUAUCUGUUUUUUUCUGUUAUUUUUUACCCAUAGUACAUUAAAUUUAGUAUGAUUUUAUACUGUUUUUGUAUUUUUAAAUACAGUACCUGAAUCUUCUCA
Molecule: messenger RNA, 1367 nt
Organism: Astyanax mexicanus (Mexican tetra)
Lineage: Eukaryota; Metazoa; Chordata; Actinopteri; Characiformes; Acestrorhamphidae
Product: carbonyl reductase [NADPH] 1
Exons: 4
Coding region: 207-1037 (276 amino acids)
Molecular function (GO): carbonyl reductase (NADPH) activity
Source: RefSeq, a predicted model, not a curated record